AUGAGCUUUUUUGAAGAAGUGCAUGGUUUUUGUCCUUCACAAUGCACUUGUGUUUACCAUGGCAGAAGUGAUGGCACUGGAACAAGGUCCGUGCUCUGUAAUGAUCCUGACAUGUAUGAGAUCCCUGUGAAUGUUCCUGUGGAUACUGUAAAACUUCGUAUAGAGAAAACUGUCAUACGAAGGCUUCCAACUGAAGCCUUUUACUACCUGGUAGAUCUCAAAUACCUGUGGGUAACUUACAACUGUGUAGCCAACAUUGAUAUCAGCAGUUUCUAUAACUUGAAACAACUGCAUGAGCUACGCCUGGACGGUAAUCUGCUCUCCACUUUCCCUUGGGAAUCGCUGGCAGAGAUGCCCAACCUACGGACUCUUGACUUGCACAACAAUAAAGUCACCAGCAUUCCCGCUGAUGCUGGCCGGACGCUGACUGAUGCUGGCCGGUACCUGAGAACCCUCACCUACCUGGACAUAUCCAGCAACAAGCUAACCACCUUGCCAUCAGACUUGAUGGACAUUUGGCCCCCCUUCUCAGAAGCUGUCCUGUCCAAGAACGCGGACAUUCUGGCGACCCAGAGAGUCAUUUUGGGUUUGCAGGACAACCCAUGGUUUUGUGACUGUCGCAUUUCAAAGCUAAUAGAAUUUUCCAAAAUUGUGGACAAUUCAGUUGUACUUCUUGAUCCAUUGCUUUCAUGUAGUGGACCUGAGAGCCUGGCAGGAAUCUUGUUCCAGAGAGCUGAGUUAGAGCAGUGUCUUAAACCGUCCGUGAUGACAUCGGCGACAAAAAUCACUUCACCGCUGGGAAGCAACGUUUUGCUACGCUGUGAUGCAACUGGGUACCCAACACCGCAGCUUACUUGGACUAGGUCAGACAAUAUACCAGUGAACUAUACAGUUAUUCAAGAAACACCUGGAGAGGGUGUCAGAUGGUCCAUAAUAAGCUUGACAGGGAUUUCAUACAAGGAUGCAGGAGAAUACAGAUGUAAAGCCAAGAACUUAGCGGGAAUGUCAGAAGCUGCUGUUACAGUCACGGUGGUUGGUGUAGUUACUACAACGGUAUCACCACAGAAGUAUGGAAGGAAGCAAGAGGCAGAGAGGCAGAAUACCACUGGGGAGGAAUCCAAGCAGGAACCUGAGAGGACAACCACACCUCUUCCCACCACACCAACCAGCACAGCGCCGGUUAGCACUGAAAGAUCAACGAGCAGCAGGUUUACUGACAAGAAGCAAUCCAGGCCCGUGUUCGAUGGAAAGAAAAAUUCAAAGGCAAGUGAGGAGACUUCAUCGAAUACAGCAGGUAUGGCUGAGCAAAAUGUUACUGUAGAGAACCUAAGAGUGAUCAGUGAAACUGAUGAAAGAGUGACCUUAACUUGGAAGACCGUCAAUGCCACGAGCAGCUCUGCAGUGACUGUGUUAUACUCAAAGUAUGGUGAGAAAGAUAUGUUGCCUCUGAGCACUGAUUCUAGCAAAAACAAAGUCACAAUUGAUGGUUUGCAACCUAGUACUCAAUAUAUGGCAUGUGUCUCACCCAAAGGAGUGCCACCUACAAAAGAGCAGUGCAUUAUUUUCUCCACUGAUAGGUUAAACGAUGAAGGCAGCUCUCAGUUUUCUAUUCUGAUGUUGGCCAGCAGUGCAGCGUGUGUGGUUGUUUUACCUUUGAUAUUUUUCUUACUCUACAAAGUUUUAAAGCUUCGUGUGAAACCGAAAACUGCAAAGGAAGCUGACCUUGCAAAAGAGACCUAUGUGAAAUUUGAAACACUAUCUCUGAAGCCUCGAACAGUGAACGCAGGAGAGCAGCUCUGGGCACGAAGGUACACAGACGAGUCGGAAAGGCUUCUCCUUUGUUCCAGGUCAAGCAUGGAUUCUCAAAUGACCUUCAAAAGUGAGGGCUCUAGGUCUGAGUAUCUGUGUUGA
This is a messenger RNA of Phaethon lepturus (White-tailed tropicbird), 1911 nucleotides long. RefSeq names its product leucine-rich repeat, immunoglobulin-like and transmembrane domains 3 (gene LRIT3). Gene Ontology annotation, molecular function: protein binding. The record is from RefSeq and is a predicted model, not a curated record. The coding region runs from base 1 to 1911 and encodes 636 amino acids. The transcript has 5 exons. NCBI's taxonomy places the organism in Eukaryota, Metazoa, Chordata, Aves, Phaethontiformes, Phaethontidae.